UCUGGGCUAUGGAGUAGAAGCAGGAGCUUUUCAACCUAGUGACAGACACAGAACAGCACCUACCCCCUCCUCCUUCCCACACCUGCAAACUCUUUUGCUUGGGCCGAAUAUUUAGUGUAAUUACAUCUCAGCUUUGAGGGCUCCUGUGGCAAAUCCCCGGAUUAAAAGGUUCCUUGGUUGUGAAAAUACAUGAGAUAAAUCAUGAAGGCAACUCUCAUCUUCCUCCUGCUUGCUCAAGUUUCCUGGGCAAGACCAUUUCAGCAGAGCAACAUAUUUGAAUUUUAUGACUCCAUGCCAAAUGAUGAGGCUUCUGGGGCAGCCCCGGAGGAUCCCCGUUUUGAUACCCCCAGACUCAGUUCUGAACUUCCCGAGCUGGAGCCUCUGGGACCCGUGUGUCCCUUCCGCUGUCAAUGCCAUCUUCGAGUGGUCCAGUGUUCUGAUUUGGGUCUGGACAAAGUGCCCAAAGAUCUUCCCCCUGACACUAUGCUGCUGGACCUGCAAAACAACAAAAUAACUGAAAUCAAAGAUGGGGACUUUAAGAACCUGAAGAACCUUCAUGCACUGAUCCUUGUCAACAACAAAAUCAGUAAAAUCAGCCCUGGAGCAUUUGCACCUUUGGUGAAAUUAGAACGACUCUAUCUGUCCAAGAAUCAGCUGAAGGAACUGCCAGAAAAAAUGCCCAAAACUCUUCAGGAGCUGCGUGUCCAUGAGAACGAGAUCACCAAAGUGCGGAAAUCAGUGUUCAACGGGCUGAACCAGAUGAUCGUCAUAGAACUGGGCACCAACCCGCUGAAGAGCUCGGGCAUCGAGAACGGAGCCUUCCAGGGAAUGAAGAAGCUCUCCUACAUCCGCAUCGCCGACACCAACAUCACCGCCAUCCCGCAAGGUCUUCCUCCUUCCCUGACUGAAUUACAUCUCGAUGGCAACAAAAUCACCAAAGUUGAUGCAGCUAGCCUGAAAGGACUGAAUAAUUUGGCUAAGCUGGGACUGGGCUUCAACAGCAUCUCUGCUGUUGACAAUGGCUCUCUGGCCAACACUCCUCAUUUGAGAGAACUUCACUUGAACAACAAUGAGCUUAUCAAAGUGCCUGCUGGGCUGGCAGAACAUAAGUACAUCCAGGUUGUCUACCUUCAUAACAACAAUAUCUCUGCAGUUGGAUCUAAUGACUUCUGCCCACCUGGAUACAACACCAAAAAGGCUUCGUAUUCGGGAGUGAGCCUUUUCAGCAACCCAGUUCAGUACUGGGAGAUCCAGCCAUCCACCUUCCGAUGCAUCUACGUGCGCUCAGCCAUUCAGCUCGGAAACUUCAAGUAACUCCCACGAAAGCCCUCACUUUUCUAACCUGGCAAAAUCCCAUUAAAAAAGAAAAAAGAAAAUGAAAGCUAGAUACUGAAAUCCUAACAGCAAUGUGGAUGUUUUUCCCACAUGACUUAUUAAGCAUAAAGCCAAAUAUGCAGUUUAAAUAAUUGCCUACAAUAAAAAAAAAUGUUUUGCCUGCCAUUUCGAGAUCCUUUUUUGAAGCUUUCUGUUGAUGUUAACUGAGCUAUUGCAGAUUUCUUCUUUCACUCGAUGUAAAAUUUGGAGAAAAUAUGUGUGUCCAAAAUUUAGUAAAGCUUUUCUCUUUUUUUUUUUAAUUUUCAGGAGAUCUUAAAUUUAAAAAGUAUCAAUCUUCUGUAACUCAUAGGAUGGUUAGUACAUUUGACGUAACGUCAAAAGUCAAACCCUAGCUUUGUAUUAACCCCAUUAUUACUGGGAAGGCCUCAGUUGAAUAUGUAAAUUCAAUAUAGGCUCUGUAAAAUUUUUUGCUGUCAUUAUUUUGAAAAAAAUAAACUCACAAGUUCACAUUCAGAGUCA
Messenger RNA from Molossus molossus (Pallas's mastiff bat), 1854 nucleotides. It is a transcript of the gene DCN, whose product is annotated as decorin. NCBI's taxonomy places the organism in Eukaryota, Metazoa, Chordata, Mammalia, Chiroptera, Molossidae. The transcript is spliced from 8 exons. The record is from RefSeq and is a predicted model, not a curated record. Gene Ontology annotation, molecular function: protein binding. The coding region runs from base 202 to 1314 and encodes 370 amino acids.